Messenger RNA from Ipomoea triloba (trilobed morning glory), 1559 nucleotides. Its product is annotated as phytochrome-associated serine/threonine-protein phosphatase 3-like. Gene Ontology annotation, molecular function: protein serine/threonine phosphatase activity. Gene Ontology annotation, biological process: peptidyl-serine dephosphorylation. Gene Ontology annotation, cellular component: cytoplasm. The transcript has 10 exons. The record is from RefSeq and is a predicted model, not a curated record. Bases 234 to 1145 code for a protein of 303 amino acids. Lineage: Eukaryota; Viridiplantae; Streptophyta; Magnoliopsida; Solanales; Convolvulaceae.
AAUCAUCGAAAGAGAGAGAGAACAGCCGGAGUCUUCAAAAUUUUUCCUCGUCUUUCUUCUCUCCGUUCACUUCCGGCUGCUUAAAGAGAGAAGAUAGAGAUACAAAGGUCUCCAAGAGUGAGAGAGGGACCAGACGAAUAGACGAUUGAUCUCCUCCUUCAAUAUAUAUACGUAUACAUCUAUAUAUUGAUAUACACAGAGAUCGCAGAAGUGGGAGGGUGCAUUUUGAUAAAAUGGAUUUGGACCAGUGGAUAGUGAAGGUGAAGGACGGUCAGCACUUAUCCGAGGAUGAGCUUCAGCUUCUAUGUGAAUAUGUGAAAGAGAUCCUAAUCGAGGAGUCAAAUGUGCAACCUGUUAACAGCCCAGUUACUGUUUGUGGUGACAUACAUGGCCAGUUUCAUGAUCUAAUGAAACUCUUCCAGACUGGAGGUCAUGUUCCAGAGAAGAAUUAUAUUUUUAUGGGAGAUUUUGUUGACCGUGGAUAUAAUAGUCUAGAAGUUUUCACUAUUCUUUUGCUCCUUAAAGCAAGAUAUCCAGCGAAUAUUACUCUUUUACGUGGAAACCAUGAAAGCAGGCAACUGACUCAGGUUUAUGGUUUCUAUGAUGAAUGCCAAAGAAAGUAUGGAAAUGCCAAUGCUUGGCGGUAUUGCACUGAUGUGUUUGACUAUCUUACUCUCUCUGCGAUUAUAGAUGGAACAGUACUAUGUGUCCAUGGUGGGCUUUCUCCUGAUGUUAGAACUAUUGAUCAGAUCAGGAUCAUUGAACGUAAUUGUGAGAUACCUCAUGAAGGGCCCUUCUGUGAUCUUAUGUGGAGUGACCCUGAAGAUAUUGAAACAUGGGCAGUAAGUCCUCGUGGAGCAGGAUGGCUUUUUGGAUCCAGGGUUACAUCUGAGUUUAAUCAUAUCAACAAGCUGGAUCUAGUUUGUCGGGCUCACCAACUUGUCCAGGAAGGUCUAAAGUACAUGUUUCAAGACAAAGGACUUGUGACUGUGUGGUCAGCCCCUAAUUAUUGCUAUCGGUGUGGAAAUGUAGCUUCCAUUUUGAGCUUCAAUGAGAAUAUGGAGCGUGAAGUGAAGUUCUUCACUGAAACUGAAGAAAACAACCAAAUGAGAGGACCUAGAACGGGAGUUCCGUAUUUCUUAUGAGCUAAUUUUCUUACAUUGGUUAUUGCAAUAUAUUUCUGCACCUGAUUCCACUUGUCUGGAAUGAGAUAUUUGUCAGGUUGAGGAAACCUGAAUAUAUGUGGCUUGGUGUUCUAACAAGAUGGUUUAUGCACCAAAGCUCGAUGCCGUAACCUUGCCAUGUCUGAAUAGUUUGUGCCCUGUAGGGUGUAGCAAAGAUAGUGUCAAAUAUUUGUUUCCCUUCUGUUUCAUAGUUCUAUGUAGCGUGCUAUAUUUUGGUUCUCAUUGUUAUCAGUAUAAACACUUGAGAUUACCUGCAGUCAUUUGGUAUGGCCUCUCAGUCUAUUUUAGUUUUGACUAAAUAUAGCAGUUUUUGAUUUAUUGGAUAGUUUAUUUAUCCGUUUUAAACAAUAAUGCAUUUUGGUGUUUGGUUUUGUC